ACUACACCACCUCCGCUUCACCCCACAUAAUAAACUACGCGGACGAGGAUGUCAAAUCCAACAACGGGAAGACCAUACCAGAAGCAAUACGAAGAAGCCGAAGCACUGUUCAACGAUAGCACACUGGAGCAAUGUAUCGCCAGCGCGAAGAAGAACCUCGAUGACCCCACUCUUCCUCCGUACUACUUCAUCAAGAACUCCAUACUCAUCGCCUGCGCUCUAGAUGAUUGGGAUGAGGCAGACCCUUGGAGGGUCUCCGCUGAAAUGGUGUAUCGCAGAAGCCUUGAUGAAGCUCAGAAAAGCAAAGAUGUGAACUCUUUAGAUGCACUGGAAGUACUAAAGACGCAAUUGGAUGAGUUGAACAUGUUCAGGAUGGAGGAUCUUACUGGACUGACCCCUUCAUUGAUCGACGGCAGCAUCGCUAUGUCGGAGUUGGAGAUAGAUGACACGGCCGGGCUGGAUCUCGAGGAUUCUGCAGCAGUCGCCAUGGCAGAGAACGAAGAUGAAGUUGAGGCAGACAGCAUGGACACAUCAACUAUCUGUCAGACGCCUACCAUCAUCGUCGUUCCACACGCUGAGGGCGGUCAACCCUCGCCCGUGGCGGAUACGAAGAAAGUUACCCGCAAGAAGAGCUUCAAGAUGAGCAAAGGCGGCGCCUACCACGCCCAUCAGUUCUCAAAGUCAAGAGGACAUGCAGCCGAGCCGCGCGCAAGCAUUUUGAAUAUCGACUGGGCUCCGCGAGGCGGUACGCCCCCAGAUGACAAGAACAUGGACUAUGCUCCUCGCAAGUGA
Messenger RNA from Dothidotthia symphoricarpi CBS 119687, 792 nucleotides. RefSeq lists its product as uncharacterized. NCBI's taxonomy places the organism in Eukaryota, Fungi, Ascomycota, Dothideomycetes, Pleosporales, Dothidotthiaceae. The record is from RefSeq and is a predicted model, not a curated record. The transcript is spliced from 3 exons. The coding region runs from base 49 to 792 and encodes 247 amino acids.